AUGUCGAAUUUUUGGAAAUUAGUUUUGAUUUUGUGCGGAUAUCCUCUACUCAGUGCCUAUGUCGAGAGCCAGCUGCACAACAACUCCAAUUUGUUACAAAAAAUUCAUAAGGAACGUAACUUCGAUAGCCUGUUAAUUGUGUAUGACCAGGAUUUGGUGACUUCUCAAUUUCAAGACCUCUUCAAAUUUCCGUUACCCAAAUUAAUCGUGACCAAGGAGAUGCCAGAUUUUGUGUAUAAGAAAAAAUUCAAUGCCGAAAUUUUGUGUGUCCUCAUCGUGCAAAGAUCCAUGGAUGCAAAAUUCCUGAAUCUAACCUCUGCAAUAUUGAAUUAUAUACGUCAGACACGAAUUCUUAUGUUGGCGGAAAAUAUUGAAAAUUUGGAAAUUUUUAUGCGGGAACUUCGAGAGCUAUGUGAGAUCUACAAAAUGACAAAUGUGCUUUUGAAAGUGGCCCUUGAGAAGAACUACCAGUUCGUCAUGCUAAAACCCUAUCCCGAAUAUCAUUGGCAAGCCUGGAACUCUGGCAUCCUCUAUCCUCAACAUUGGCGGAAUAUGCAACAAAAAUCCCUACUCACCUACACCGAUCAAACCCCGCCGCGAGCAUUACUUUUUCGAGAUCCCAAGACAAAGGAGUUACGCCUCAAUGGCUUCAUACCCCGCAUGGUUAUGUUGUUUGCGGAACAUUUCAAUGCCAAGCUGGAAAUGUACCCAGAAGUGAAACUGGGUAAGCCCACCCACUACACCAUUAUCAAUGAUAGGUUGGAAGAGCUACAGCUGGAUAUACCCAUGGUCCUUGAUACCGGACCCGAAGAAAAAUGGCUAAAUAUGUCAUAUCCCCUCGAUGUGGCUCAGGGUAUUUUUAUGGUACCCUGUGCCCAACCGCGCACCAUACGUGAGGUUUUCAAUAUUCUAUUGGGUUGGAAUUUUUUCUGUUCAAUAACAAUAUGUACGGUGUUGUUAUCCUUGGUCCACUCCCUUUAUGACUAUGCCUUCCUUCGCCACUGGAGACCCACAAGUUUCCUGCUGAAUGAACGCAUUCUACCCGGCGUGUUGGGACAAUCAUUUGUGGCUCGCAAAACCCAACUGCAGGGCUUGAAAUUGGUCUACUUUUUAUUAUUCUUUGCCGGUCUGAAUGUGAGUACCCAAUUUUCGGCCAGGGUGCAGACCCUUUUCACCCAUCCCACCUAUCAUCAACAAAUUGAAAAUAUGGAAAAGCUGAAACAAUCCCCCCUGAAAAUUCUACUCGAUGCCAUUGAGGCCCAAUAUAUUCUGCCACACAUUGAGGGUCUAACAUCCUCCCUGGUCAUCACCCGAAAUUCCACAUAUUUUCAGGAUAAUCGACAUCGUUUCAAUACCCAAUAUGGCUAUUAUAGUUCCUCUACCCUGUGGGAAAUGUAUCGGCAGAAGCAACAAUAUUUUACCCACAAGGUAUUUUGCACUUCGGAUGGCCUCACCGUGUUUCGCCUUCUGCCCUGGGGAUUUCGUCUGCAAUUUAAUUCGCCCUAUCAGGAAGCUUUGAAUUAUCUGAUACAUCAGAUCCAUGCAGCGGGGCUGAUACAAGCUUGGCAUUCAAGUACCUUUUCGGAUAUGUUGAGAUUGAAAUGGAUUUCGAUACGUGAUCCAAAUCCGGAAAGGGCGGCUAAGAUAUUGGUGGUGCAGGAUUUCUAUUGGAUUUGGUUAAUUGUGGCCAUUGGUUCGGGAUUGGGUUUCUUAGCAUUUAUGUUCGAAUUAAUUUGUUACAAAAUUAGCGCAAAAUAA
Messenger RNA from Musca vetustissima, 1758 nucleotides. RefSeq lists its product as uncharacterized. NCBI's taxonomy places the organism in Eukaryota, Metazoa, Arthropoda, Insecta, Diptera, Muscidae. The transcript has a single exon. The record is from RefSeq and is a predicted model, not a curated record. The coding region runs from base 1 to 1758 and encodes 585 amino acids.